This is a messenger RNA of Drosophila ficusphila, 4148 nucleotides long. Its product is annotated as 5-oxoprolinase. Lineage: Eukaryota; Metazoa; Arthropoda; Insecta; Diptera; Drosophilidae. Gene Ontology annotation, molecular function: 5-oxoprolinase (ATP-hydrolyzing) activity. Gene Ontology annotation, biological process: glutathione metabolic process. The coding region runs from base 53 to 3943 and encodes 1296 amino acids. Gene Ontology annotation, cellular component: cytosol. The transcript has 6 exons. The record is from RefSeq and is a predicted model, not a curated record.
UUCGCUCAGUCUAAUUUUUUCACUCCAAGCAAAACACAAAACAAAGAACAGAAUGUCGGGCAACAAAUAUUGUUUCGCCAUCGAUCGCGGCGGCACUUUUACGGACGUGUUAUGUGUUUGUCCCAAUGGAAAAGUGCGAACCUUGAAGUUGCUAUCCGAGGAUCCGAAACACUACAGUGAUGCUCCCCGCGAGGGAAUCCGGCGGAUUCUGAAAGAGGAAACCGGAGAGGAUUUGGCAGCCAGUGGAUUGGUGGACACCUCGAAAAUUGGUUGGGUUCGCAUGGGCACCACGGUGGCCACGAAUGCUCUGCUGGAACGCAAGGGAGAUCCUGUGGUUCUGGUGGUCAACAGUGGAUUCCGAGAUCUCCUCUACAUUGGCAACCAGGCGAGACCAAAGAUCUUCGAUUUGAAUAUCAGAAAACCAGCGAAUCUGUAUAAAUCUGUGGUUGAGGUGGAUUGCCGUAUAGUUCCAGAACAGAAGGAUCGGUGUGAGCUGAAUCACAGCCGGAAAGUUUUAGAGGGAGUGGCUGGCACAAAGUAUUUGGAGGUGCAACCUGUAGAUGAGGCUGCGGUACGUGAAUCCCUCUCAGAAGCCCGAAAAGAAGGAGUCUCCUCCGUCUCUGUGGUCUUGGCUCAUAGUUACGCCUGUCCAGAACACGAACUCCGAGUGGGUGAAAUCGCCAGGGAACUGGGAUUCAGCCACGUUACCCUUUCCCACCAGGCAAUGCCCAUGUGCCGAGUGGUGGCCAGGGGAUAUACAGCCUGCGCCGAGGCCUAUUUAACACCCCACGUGGAUCGCUACUUGGCCAGUUUCAAAUCCGGAUUCGAUAAACAGUUGGAGGGAGUGGAUGUGCUCUUCAUGCAAUCGGAUGGUGGUCUCACCAACAUGGAUAGCUUCCGGGGAGCUCGUGCUAUUCUCUCUGGUCCUGCAGGAGGAGUUGUAGGAUACGCUUUAACUGGAUCCCGGGAAACAGAUCUGCCACUAAUUGGUUUCGACAUGGGUGGCACCUCAACUGAUGUAUCCAGAUACGCAGGAAUCUAUGAACAUGUGAUCGAAAGCACCACAGCAGGAGUUACAAUCCAGGCUCCUCAAUUGGACAUUAACACUGUAGCUGCAGGCGGUGGAUCUCGGCUGUUCUUCCGUUCUGGAAUAUUUGUCGUGGGUCCUGAGUCAGCAGGAUCUCAUCCAGGACCUGCUUGCUACAAGAAGGGAGGUCCUCUGACCGUCACGGAUGCCAAUCUCAUUUUGGGACGCAUUCUGCCGCAGUAUUUCCCCAAGAUCUUUGGUCCUAAAGAGAAUGAACCUCUGGAUCAUGAGAUUGCCAGGAGUAAGUUUGUUGAGUUGCAGAAGGAGAUCAACGAGUAUUUGAAGUCUUCUGGAGACAAUCGAGUCCUGAGUAUUGAGGACGUUGCCCUUGGAUUUAUUCGAGUGGCCAACGAAACUAUGUGCCGUCCAAUUCGUGCCUUGACUCAAUCCCGAGGAUUGGAUACUGCCAACCAUGUGCUGUCCUGUUUUGGAGGAGCUGGUGGUCAGCACGCCUGCGCCAUUGCACGUAAUCUGGGUAUUCGUAAGGUUUUGGUUCACAAGUACGCCGGAAUAUUAUCCGCCUAUGGAAUGGCUCUGGCCGACGUUGUCCAGGAAGUCCAAGAGCCCAGUGGUCUGGAGUUCAACGAAGCAAAUGCUCUGCAGCUGAAGGAUCGGCUAGAUGCAUUGUCCCAGAAAUGUCACAAGAAGUUGGCUGAUCAGGGGUUCCGUCAUAUUGAGCUGGAGCCCUUCCUCCAUUUGCGUUACGAGGGAACUGAUGGUGCGCUAAUGGUGGCUCCUUCAGGUGGAAAGCAAACCUCUGCUUCAAAUCCCCUGUUGAAGAAUUAUGGAGAUUUUAAUGCCACUUUCUUGGAGCGAUAUCGCACUGAGUUUGGAUUCGUAUUGCAAAACCGGCGAAUAAUUGUAGAUGAUAUUCGCAUUCGAGGAUUGGGCAAGAAUGAGACACCACCAGAAUCUAAGGUUAUUAGUGCCUCUGAAGUGACUCCACCAGCCGAAUCCAAUUCAAAAUGUCGUCUAUACUUUGAUGAGGGUGCCUUCGAUGCUCCGAUUUACCUGACCAAGAACCUCCUGGCAGGACACAAGAUCCUGGGACCCGCUCUACUUAUCGAUCAACUAUCAACCAUUGUCGUGGAACCGGAGUGCAAUGUUCAUGUAACUGAGUUCGGUGACCUCGUCAUGGACGUAAAGACAGGUGGCAAACAUGGCAUUAAUGCCGACUUAGAUCCAGUCCAUCUGAGUAUCUUCAGCCAUCGAUUCAUGAGCAUCGCCGAGCAAAUGGGAAGGGUGCUUCAGCGCACUUCGAUUUCAACCAACAUCAAGGAGCGUCUGGACUUUUCGUGUGCUCUUUUUGGACCGGAUGGUGGGUUGGUGAGCAAUGCUCCUCAUAUUCCAGUGCACUUGGGUGCCAUGCAGGAAACUGUCCAGUAUCAGCUGAGGGUGCGAGGAGAAACCCUCAAGAAUGGCGAUGUCAUCCUGGCCAACCAUCCCUCCGCAGGAGGAUCCCAUCUUCCCGAUUUAACCGUCAUUACGCCAGUGUUCUAUGAGAGUCAUCCUCGCCCCGUUUUCUUUGUGGCUUCUCGAGGUCACCACGCGGAUAUCGGUGGAAUUACACCAGGAUCCAUGCCACCGCACUCCACCUCGUUGGCUCAAGAGGGUGCCGCCUUCAAGUCUUUUCUGAUCGUGGAGAAUGGCCUUUUCCAGGAGCAGCAGAUCAUCAAGCAGUUGACCACGCCAACAGCUGCCAAGGGAGCAGUGGGAACUCGCAAUCUAAGUGACAACCUAUCCGAUUUGAAGGCCCAGAUUGCCGCCAACCACAAGGGAAUCCAGCUGGUGGCGGAGCUGAUCGAUAGCUAUGGAUUGGACGUGGUGCAGGCUUACAUGUCGCACAUUCAGAAGAAUGCUGAACUGGCAGUUCGCGACAUGUUGCGUCAGAUUGGUCGGGAUACCUUGGAACGCACUGGAUCCACUGUGCUGGAGGCCAAGGAGUUCAUGGACGAUGGUUCUCCUAUUGCCCUUAAGGUGACUAUCGAUGCAGAGUUGGGAUCUGCUCUGUGUGACUUUACUGGAUCCGGAGUGGAAGUUUGGGGCAACUGCAAUGCUCCGCGGGCAAUCACUUUGUCCGCCUUGAUUUACUGCCUGCGUUGCAUGGUGGGUCACGAUGUGCCCCUCAACCAGGGCUGUCUUGCUCCAAUCCAGGUGAUCAUUCCCAAGAACUCCAUUCUGGAUCCUUCCGAAGGAGCUGCUGUGGUCGGUGGAAAUGUGCAGACAUCGCAGAGAAUUGUGGACACUGUGCUGAAGGCCUUUGGAGUUUGUGCCGCCUCGCAAGGAUGCAUGAACAAUAUUACGAUUGGAGACGAGACCUGGGGAUACUAUGAAACGGUGGCCGGAGGAGCAGGAGCCGGACCUGGUUGGCAUGGAGCUGGUGGAGUGCACACCCACAUGACCAACACUCGCAUCACCGAUCCGGAAAUCCUGGAGCUGCGCUAUCCCAUGAUCCUGAAGCGCUUCUGUCUGCGCACCGAUGGAUCCGGUGGAAGGGGUCAGUUCAACGGAGGAGAGGGAGUGGAGCGUGAUCUGCUUUUCCGUAAACCAGUUACUCUGUCCGUGCUAACUGAACGCAGAGCCCUUCAACCCUACGGACUUGCUGGCGGGAAACCGGCCAAAAGUGGACGCAAUUUGGUGGUCAAGCAUGAUGGUCGAGUGAUUGCCUUGGCUGGAAAGACCUGCAUUGAUGUGGAAGCUGGGGAUACCUUUGCAAUGAAAACUCCAGGCGGCGGUGGAUUUGGACCAGUUGAAGACUUUUCUAAAACCGGAGAAGGCUUGAACCAGGAAAACAGCAAGCGAUUUGUGGAGCGUGGCACUGUUUUUAACUACCUCCAGAAUCAGGAAUCUGCUUGAAGCUUUGAUUUUAAUUUUUCAAUGUGCCAUAUUACAUAAACUUUUUGAUCUAAAACCGGAAAGAAUUGAACCCGGAAGCCAGAAUUGGGAAUCUUUUAAAUUUUUUGAUUUUAUUUUUUCAAUGUGCCAUAUUAAAUAAAGUCUUUUUAUCUUUUUUGUUUAAACCAAGUAUAAUAACCAAUAAAAAACGAACAUUCCAAUUUCA